GGAGCGCCGGAGCUCCGCACGGAGGGAGGGAAGGAAGGAAGGAGAAGGAGGGAUCGCAGCGUCCCCGCGUCGCCUCCAUCGCCCGUUCCCCGGCGUGCCGGCCACGCCGGCCACCCCCGGGCCGGAUGCUGCUGAGGCAGCGGCGAGCCGAGGCGCUGCGAGGCUCCCGGCCGCAGAUGUCCUGUGGUAGCCUGUGCCUGCCCAGGAGGUCCUGCCUGCCUUAGCCAGCCUCCUGCCAGCGAUGGCCUCAACGCCCCAGUGAGGGACAAAAGGACGAGGAGCGAGUGUCCCCAGCACUGCCACGUCCCCUGGGAGAGCCAUGGAGGCCCCUCUGGACGUGCCCGUAGGGAACCUCAUUGACUUUGACAGCGAAAUUCCUGCCUGUGACCCCUCAGAGCCCGCUCCUCCCGCCGCUCCCAGCGACAACGGCCACCUGGGGGACGACAACGGCCACCUGGGGGACGACAACGGCCACCUGGGGGACACAGGGGACGUGGCCGCGGAGGAGAGCGAUGCCACCGAGUCAGCAGACAGCGAGAAUGACAUGGGGGACUCUCCCCAGCACUGGGGUGGCUACCGCCGCUCCUCCUCCAACGAGUCCUUCUCCUCCAGCCAGAGCACGGAGUCGGCGCGGGACGAGGCCACGGCCGAGCGCCGGGAGUUCAUGCGGAAUUACGUGGAGAAGAUCUUCACCGGGGGAGAGGAUUUGGACCAAGAGGAGAAGGCCAGGUUUGGGGAGCUCUGCAGCAGCGAGAACGGGAAGGGCAGGGAGUGGUUUGCGAGAUAUGUGAGCGCCCAGCGCUGCAACUCCAAGUGUGUCUCAGAGCAGACCUUCUACCGCCUGAUGCAGUCCUUCGCCCUCGUGCUCUUUGAGUGUCACCAGAUGGACGAUUUCAGCCCUGCCAAGAACCUCAUGACCAUGUGCUUCACCUAUUACUACAUAGGGAAACCUCACGCCCUGCCCUUGGAGGCCAAGGAGAAGCCCACGGGCAGCAUCGACUCGUACCUGAAGUCGGCGAACACCUGGCUGGCCGAGAAGAAGGACAUUGCAGAGAGGCUGCUGAAAAACACCUCGGCCAAGACAGAGAAUGUCAAGGGCUUCUUUGGGGGCCUGGAGACCAAACUGAAGGGUCCUGCCACCAAAAAGAGCGACGAAGGUGAAGACAAACCAAAGGAGAAGCUGAAGAAGACAGUGUCCCUGCAGAGCCCAGAGGAGGAGAAGAAAGGGGAGAAGAUCUACCUGUACAUGCACCUCAAGCAGCAGCCGAUCUGGCACAACCUCCGCUUCUGGAACGCCGCCUUCUUCGACGCCGUGCACUGCGAGCGCAGGAAGAGGUCCCCCACCACCAGAGGGAACACUGGGGAGGAAGAGGAGAAGAGGGAGAAGUGGUGCCACAUGACGCAGGAGGAGCGCGACGACAGCCUGCGCUUCAACGAGAACAUCACCUUCGGGCAGCUGGGCACCUUCAUCCACAACAUGCUGGCGUUUGGCCUCAACAAGAAGCUCUGCAGUGACUUCCUGAAGAAGCAGGCGACCAUCGGCAACUUGGAUGAAGAGCAAUACAAGCUGCUCAGUGACCACAUCGAGCAGAUGGCCACGGAGUAGCCGCCCUGGCCGGCACGCGGCGGUGGAGACACAGCGGCCGGACAGGUGGGGAGGGGAGAGGAACCCACCUCCGGGGCUACCUGAGACUGAAGCUGGGCUACCUACAAACCAAACCACACACACACGAGCUGCAAUAAAACCUGCAUGAUCGUCCAUCAAACUCUAGAGCUGCCCCAGGGCAGCCUGUAGACAUAGGAGCCAAACAGCCCCCGCCCUCGCCAGACCCUCCCGCCUCUGUUGUCGGAGUAGACAAUCCCAAAAGUGAAUUUGGUUGGUUAAAAAGCAAAACAAAACACAAGGGGAAAGCAGGAAGAGCGUGGCUGUGCAGCCCCCAGGUGCUGUGUCUGCAGCCCCCCCCCCCCCCCAUGAUGAGGUCUCUGGUGGUAAAUCCAGAGGGAUCCAAGGCUGCCUUUCCCUGCUGGAGUCCCCUCGCUGCUGCUGGAGCUGCACCAGGGAUGCAGGAGGUGAUGGCAGGGACCAGAGCCAGGAGCUGGGGCUGCACCCAGCCACCCCUCAGGUUCUCUGCUGUCCCCAGGGGUGUCACCACUGCCUGGGGACAUGGGCAGGGUGGGGCCUUGCUGGGGGCAGAGGUGGGGUUGGCAAAGUGCUGCUGCCACCCUCCUUGGGAGCCCGAGGGAAAUCCUUCCCUUGGGAAGCCUUCUCUGUGCCGCCUGUGUGGGCUUGUACCUCUGGGCAAAGGGACAGCAGUUUGCUCCGAAUCAUUAGCCUGGAUCAGUAGGAAAAAAGCCAUGGCCUUGGGCAGGAUUGCAGGCAGAGGCAGAGGAGCUCUGCUUGGCUUGGGAGGAGAUGACAAAAGACCUCAUCCCUCUCCCUGCUGCCCUGUCAGUGUCGGGAUGCUGCUGGAUUGUGACAUUUCCCAAAGCCUCCUGGCGUCCUGUGGCAGUAGAUUAAUUGUCCUCCUUUCCCAGGCUGCUCCUCUCUGCCCUCUCCUUCUCCAGCUCUUCGCCCCAGCUGCUCAUCCAUCAAACCUGAAACAGCCCUGUCGAAAGGACAUCUCCUGCUCUGCCCCAGGGGCUGCAGCUCCCACCAUGCAGCAGAUCUGUUUUAUCCCUUGGACCUUGGCACGGUGUUUGAGAGAGGCUGGGGACACGGGGACAUCGCUGGGGACACGGGGACAUCGCUGCUCCCCUCUGCAAGGAGCAGCCCACAGAGGCAGAACCCCCCAGCCCUGCACAGCCAAGGCUCCAACAGAGUCUAACCCCAAAAAAUCAUCCUGAAACACCUGAGUCCGGGUUUCAAUCAAUCCAUUUUCCCUGUGCUGCCAGCUGUAUCCCAGAGGAAAUAGCAUAAAAGGAUAUUUUUUUCCAUGUAGCUCUUGGCUUCUGGUGUCAUUUCCAAGCAUCAAAGUGAUGCUUUUACCUAAGCUGGGCUUCCCUUGCUGCUGGGGAUGUGAUCCAUGCUGGGUCUUGUAAGAAGGACAAAUCCAGCACCAAUUUUUCCUUGGCCAUUCCCAAACCUGGGCAGAGCUUCUGGAGAAGGGUUUUUGUUGGGGUCAGGGGCUGAUGUUGGUCCCUCAUCCCAAUAAACAACUUCCUGCUGGAUCAAAUGUGCUGCACCAUGAGCAGCUCAGCAUCCUGGAGCAUCCCAUCCCCGUGGCCUUCCCUGUCUCUGUCUCCACUCAGGUCUUUCCCAAAUCCUCCUUCAUUUCUUUAUUAUUAUUAUUAUUAUUUUCCAACAUGAAAAGAAAUGUUCAGCGCUGAAGAAUAUAUAUUAUUUGCAUGUGUAUUUUUCUAUAAAAACAAUUAAAAUCCAAUAAAAAAAUAGCCAUAAACUCUCCUCAGCCGGGAAUGUGUGAAGGAUGGGAUGUGAGAGAGAAAGAGAGAUUGGAAUAAAUUAUCUUAGAAAUGAA
Vidua chalybeata is the source of this 3476-nucleotide messenger RNA. RefSeq names its product KIAA0513 ortholog. Lineage: Eukaryota; Metazoa; Chordata; Aves; Passeriformes; Viduidae. The record is from RefSeq and is a predicted model, not a curated record. The coding region runs from base 320 to 1606 and encodes 428 amino acids. The transcript is spliced from 13 exons.